Betta splendens (Siamese fighting fish) is the source of this 6919-nucleotide messenger RNA. RefSeq names its product adaptor related protein complex 1 subunit gamma 1 (gene ap1g1). Gene Ontology annotation, molecular function: clathrin-cargo adaptor activity. The coding region runs from base 145 to 2607 and encodes 820 amino acids. NCBI's taxonomy places the organism in Eukaryota, Metazoa, Chordata, Actinopteri, Anabantiformes, Osphronemidae. Gene Ontology annotation, cellular component: membrane coat; Golgi apparatus; AP-1 adaptor complex. The record is from RefSeq and is a predicted model, not a curated record. Gene Ontology annotation, biological process: receptor-mediated endocytosis; Golgi to vacuole transport; intracellular protein transport. The transcript has 23 exons.
CCUCUUGGACAUGUCAGUGUAACCCUCCGCCUGCGGUAGAUGUGCUGAGGCUGGAGUAGCCACCAUUUUGCAUGUCUAGUGUGUUCCUCCCUCCAUUGCUAAUAGAGACGAUUCCAGUCAUUCCUGCCAUCACUACGGCUAAGAAUGCCAGCUCCGAUCAGACUGCGGGAGCUGAUCCGGACUAUCCGGACAGCACGGACCCAGGCAGAGGAGCGUGAGAUGAUCCAGAAAGAAUGUGCUGCUAUCCGCUCGUCCUUCAGGGAGGAGGACAAUACAUACCGUUGCAGAAACGUGGCAAAGCUCCUUUAUAUGCACAUGUUAGGCUACCCAGCACACUUUGGACAGUUGGAGUGCCUCAAGCUGAUCGCAUCUCAGAAGUUCACUGACAAACGGAUAGGUUAUUUGGGAGCUAUGCUGCUGUUGGAUGAGAGGCAGGAUGUCCACCUACUAAUGACAAAUUGCAUUAAAAACGACUUGAAUCACAGCACACAGUAUGUCCAGGGCCUGGCCUUAUGCACUCUGGGCUGCAUGGGUUCCUCAGAAAUGUGUCGCGACCUGGCAGGGGAGGUGGAGAAGCUGCUCAAAACAUCCAACUCCUACUUGAGGAAAAAGGCAGCAUUGUGUGCAGUUCAUGUCAUCAGGAAGGUUCCAGAGCUCAUGGAGAUGUUCCUUCCAGCCACAAAGAACCUGCUGAGUGAGAAAAACCAUGGUGUUCUCCAUACGUCAGUUGUUCUACUCACGGAGAUGUGUGAAAGAAGUCCAGACAUGCUGGCCCAUUUCAGAAAGCUAGUUCCACAGUUGGUGAGAAUCCUGAAGAACCUAAUCAUGUCUGGAUAUUCUCCUGAACAUGAUGUGUCAGGCAUAAGUGAUCCCUUCCUACAGGUUCGGAUAUUGAGACUACUGCGAAUUCUAGGCAAGAGUGAUGACGACUCCAGCGAAGCAAUGAAUGACAUUCUUGCACAGGUUGCAACAAACACAGAGACAAGUAAAAAUGUAGGCAAUGCAAUCCUGUAUGAAACUGUACUGACAAUAAUGGAUAUCAAGUCUGAAAGUGGACUGAGGGUCUUGGCCAUUAACAUACUAGGUCGUUUCCUUCUCAACAAUGACAAAAAUAUACGAUACGUGGCAUUGACUUCUCUACUAAAGACAGUACAGACAGAUCACAAUGCAGUGCAGAGGCAUCGGAGCACCAUUGUGGAUUGUUUAAAAGAUCUGGAUGUGUCUAUCAAGAGGCGUGCAAUGGAACUGAGCUUCGCCCUGGUGAAUGGCAACAACAUUCGAGGCAUGAUGAAAGAGCUGCUCUACUUUUUGGACUCGUGUGACCCAGAAUUCAAAGCGGACUGCGCAUCUGGAGUCUUUCUAGCAGCAGAAAAGUAUGCCCCCUCGAAAAGAUGGCACAUCGACACUAUUAUGAGAGUGCUGACAACAGCAGGGAGUUAUGUGCGAGAUGAUUCUGUACCGAACCUGAUCCAGCUCAUCACAAACAGCGUGGAGAUGCAUGCCUACACAGUACAGAGACUUUACAAGGCGCUCCUGGAUGACAUAUCGCAGCAACCUCUUGUGCAAGUAGCAUCCUGGUGCAUAGGAGAAUAUGGAGACUUGUUGGUGUCUGGACAGUGUGAGGAGGAGGAGCCCAUACAGGUCUCUGAGGAUGAAGUCCUGGAUGUGCUGGAAGGUCUCCUAGUGUCCAACCUGUCCACACCUGUUACCCGAGGUUAUGCUCUGACUGCCAUCAUGAAGCUGUCUACUCGCUUCAGCAGCGUCAAUCGAAUCAAGAAGGUGGUUUCAAUAUAUGGCAGUAGCAUCGAUGUGGAGCUUCAACAGAGAGCUGUGGAAUACAAUGCGCUGUUCAAGAAAUACGACCACAUGAGGCCAGCACUUUUAGAGCGAAUGCCAAUUAUGGAGAAAACUGCUACUAACGGCCCCACAGAGAUUGUACAGACAAAUGGAGAGACAGAGCCCUCUGCUGUGGAAGCCAAACAUCUACCACCUGUCACCCAGCCAACCAACCAGGCCAAUGAUUUAUUAGACCUGCUUGGUGGUAAUGAUGUGGCGCCAGUAAUCCAGAAUACAAUGCCCACCAAACCAGCCUCAGCUGGGGGAGAGCUGCUCGAUCUGCUGGGUGACCUGUCGCUAAGCAGUGCCCCUGCCCCUGCUCCUGCUCCAUCCGUACCUGCAUCCCAACCCCCUUUCCUUCUGGAUGGCCUCUCCUCACAGCCCCUGUUUAAUGACAUUGCACCUGCAGGAAUUCCUCCUAUGACGGCGUACAACAAAAAUGGUUUGAAAAUAGACUUUACGUUUGAGAGAGCCAACCCCAAUCCAAACAUUGCGGUCAUCACAAUCCACGCUUCCAACUCGACAGAGGCAGAUAUGACAGAGUUUGUUUUUCAGGCUGCAGUACCAAAGACAUUCCAGCUGCAGCUCCUUUCCCCUAGCAGUAAUGUUGUCCCAGCACUAAACCAGGGAACUGUCACACAGGUCAUCAGAGUUCUCAACCCACAGAAGCAACAGCUACGAAUGAGGAUCAAGCUGACUUACACCCUCAAAGGCUCGCCUGUGCAAGACCUGGCCGAGGUCAAUAACUUCCCUCCUCAGUCCUGGCAGUGAUGAGCUGCUUCUGUUGCUCUCCGAAGCCACGUGAAGGGAACUAUGAAAACGAUUUUUUUUUUCCUCACCUCCCUCCUUUCUUCCAACGGAUCACCCAUGUGACGCCACUGCAGAAAGCUGCCCUCAAGUUGCAUGGGAUACAGCAGAGCAUCUUACACAGGAACAAAAAACAUGUUUGGAAGACGCUGACGAUUGACACCACCAGAAAAACUGGAAAAACAUAUCUAGUAACUGUUUUCUGUCUUUUUUUUUGCUCUUUAGUAGCUUUUCACGUACACCCCUCUGCCCAGCACCACCCACAAAAGCACAUAUACAAACCAUUCACUAUGGUACACAUUGCCUCUUAUGUCACUAUAGAGACAAAGUGUUUCCUGUAUCAAGCACUGCAGUAUCAACACUUAUUUCAAUUUAAAUUUCAGCUAAAGUUGCAACACUGGAUGUCCAUAAUUGGAUUUUCAUCCGUUUCCAUGAAUCCUCAGUCCUCUGAUGGCAGCAGAAAAAAAAGCUUUGAAGGUCUUUUCAGUGCAGUCAUUCACUUAGUUUUAUUUUAGAAUAAUCCCCUUUUUGACCCUUUUUAAAUUAUGGGUUGUAUAACUUUGUUAUACACACAGUUGUAUUCAUUUUGAAUUAUAUUAAUUUCCUUAAAGCAUGACCCAUCUCGACACUAUCCCAGAGACAACGUUCUGGUUCUGGUAGCUGGUCUCUUUCUACCAUGUUUCCAUGGGAGGUAAUUCACAUCUGUAUUGUUGGAACGAUGACAACAGGACAAACCCAGUGUGAUCACCUGUGGCUAAUUUUAGUUGACCUUUUCCCCACACAGCUCCUCUAAAUUCAACUGACUUGUAGCUUCCGUGGUAGAUCUGCAUCAUAAGUCUUUUAAUUAGUAGUAUGAUGAUUUUACUUCAUUGGGAUGGAUGCAAUCCAGACGUAACAUUUUCUCUCAAGGCAAGUAGAUUGCGUAUGUGCUGGAGAUCGUAAAAGUUUUCUUGCAGCUGUUUUCAAAGUCUAGCUAGUAAUUAAAUACAUUUCAUAUUUGUUUAACCUGGUUGACCGUGCUCGCCAUGCACAUACCUGUAAAUGCAGCUUGUUAUGAAUGUAGUUACAUGCACUGAAUGCUUUUUGUUUCCACCCACUCGUCUUUUUCUUAGGUGUCUUCUUUUGAUGGGGAAGCUCAUCUUUUUGGCACCAUUUAUUUUCUUUCUGCAGUACUUAUUUAUACCUGAUAUCAAAGUGAUGUGCCUUUCUGACUUGGCUAUAUAAUAGUCCCUGAACUAUUGAGUUCUGUAUGAGCUUUGUUUGUAAGUAUGCUUGUGUGCUGAUGGUGAUUUUAGUCUGAGGGAAAGGGGUUCGGUUAUAUCACUUAAUUAAGUAGACUUCACUUUAUCACUUGUUUAUCACGUAGAGUUAAUGAUUCACCCUUUAACAUUGGCCUACUUUGAUGUCCACAGAAAUGUCUGUAAAUUACAGCUAUGUGAUCCAGAUUGUGAGGGUACAAGAUUUUAAAAUACCUGUUGGGUGUCCUGUUCAAGAUAAUGGAAAAUCAGACAAAUGGCAGCUAACAGAUGUAAACGUUUCCUAAGCUGACAUUGAGUGAGUUAAAGGUAGAGGCCCUUUGAAGUGUAAUGUCUAGAGUUUUCCCUGAGUUUGGAUCACGUAGUGUGGUACGAGGAAGGAUUCUGAGGGGAUCGACUGUGAUCUUUUUUUUUUUUUCUUUUUUUUUUUUUUUUUUCUUCUUCCCAAAAUCAGAAUUCUGACCUUGCCGUCGGGACAAGUAACCUUAAUACCUCACAGUGGUUUCUCUUUGGGUUAACGUUCAGUGGCAGUAGAUUAACAGCUUUGUUUAGUCAUGAAUCACAAUCUAGAGGAGCUUUUGCAUGAGAGCAACUAAUGGAAUAUUUGAAAUCUCAUUACUUAAAGCUUGGCAGCCAGGCUGUACAGUUCUUUUCACUAUGCUUCUAUCUUCUUUGACCAAAUCAGAAAGACUAUUAGCUUUGGAAAUAUUUUUGAGCUAUGAUGUGUAUAUGGAGAAAAUAAUUUCAUUUUUUUUCUGUUAUUGACAAAUGCUAUAUUGUUUGUUUUCUUUCUGUACAUAUUGAGGGCUUUUACAGAUUUGUCUCUUGUACUACCUUUCAUCCCUUUUUUUUGUUUUUGUUUUUUUUAGAUACAUUUUCUAAAAAUUACAGUGACUCACAAUGUAUAUUGUCUGAAUAGAUCUAGCCACCAUCAGACUGUUUAGACCUUCCUGUAUCAUCUCUCAUUCAUUGAAAAAGAUAUAUGAUCUGCUGCCUGUACAUUGUAUAUAGUUGUAAAACAAAGGAAAGCUGAUCAGAUUACCCAUAUGAGGAUAUAAGGAUUCGCUAGGAGUAUAAUUGUAUGCAUAUAUGUACAAAAAAGAAUCUUAAGAGGAUGCAACUGAGCUGCAUUUGAUUUACUAUUCAUUCUUCAUUCAUAGUUGGAUGUUUCAUCUGCUUCUUUUACAAAGAUAGUUGGUGAGCCACUUGUUGGCAUUCCUUUUGGAUGUUGAAAUAAGGUAAAGUCUGUCUUAAGAGAUGUUGUCUCAGUGGUGUGUACUACUGAGGAAUCUAAGCACAGAGCUGCACAGUGGCAGGCGUGGCAACAUUCUUUACCUGCUUUCCCUGUCCCCACAAACGCCUCACGUAUCCAUCCUCUCCUCAAAAGAGGAGCCAAGACAUAAUUCUUCCUUCUGGCCUUAUGACUGCUGUGGUGUUUGUUUUUUUUUUCUUCAACCUUGUCAUUCACGUUUAUUAAACUCUCUCCAACCUACGCAUCGAUUGGUGAAAGGAAAACCCUUGGUCUUGGUUUGUUUGCUCUCUUGGUUGCCUCCUUGCUUUUUUGUCUGCCACGUAUCAACAUAAGGCCAAUAACUGGGCCACACAACAGAUUUUAAGUUUGCUGUGGUUUGUCCUACAGAAUUCAUUAGCAUAUAGUUUUCUCAGGUCAAGAGACAUAUUUUUGUCUUCAGAAUGAAUCUAGAUCCUGUGUGUUUAUCUAGGUUCAGGACACAGUGGAGGAGCAGUCUCCCUCCCUGGGUCUAAACAUUGCAGAGCUUUCUUUUGAUUUUCUUUUGUCUCAUUGCUUACAUCUUCAUGGCACAACCUUCAGCUUCUAAAUAUGAAACAUGGGACUGUUACACACGUCAAAUCCCUCUGAAGCGUCACUACUUUGCGUCAAGCUUUACAUUCAUAAUUCAUUCAUGGCAGGAUGUAACAGUGAGACAAUUUUCCCUUUGGCUUAGUUUAUGAAGUGAUUUAUCAUCUCCCAAACAAACCCAAACAGAGCGGUGUUGCACGCUGACGACCACAAGAGGGAGCCAUGCAAAACGGAAGGCUACAAAGUUUCCUACAUCUGUUCCUGGAUGUUUUUGCUAGUGUUGCUUUUUAUUCAACCAUUAUGUACCCUUGUUAAUCUGAUCAGUUCUCUCAACAAUAGUGUAAUUCAAGCCAUUUUUAAUGUAAAAUGGAAAUAAACCCAACACAAGUGCUUUGGACACUGUAACCUAAUAGGAAGAAAAGAAAUGGAAACAAAUACUUGUUUGCAGUUUGAUCAGCGUUUGAAGUGAUGUUUGUGCGUGUGUGUGCGUGCGCGAAUGAGGCUGAGCGAAAGAAAAUAGUGAUGUUUGAAAGAGUGUGUGACAUGUCUUUUAUCUCACUAGGACAUGAUUUUUGGCUGCAGUUUAAACCUUCAGCUUCUGAGCUGCAUGUGAAAACCAGUGUAAAUAAUGUCAUUUCUACACUUUGAAAUUCAAGGAAAGUCAAAAUUCUAAAAAUCUGUCACACCCCCUUCAUUGCUCAGUACAAACACAUUCAACAUCAAACUGGUCAGGCAGUGCUCAGAAUACUGUUUUUUUAAUGGUCUGUAAAUGACACAUCUGGUAUUUGGAUUACUUGAUUUUUUUAUUUGUUAUGAUGAAUUCAGUGUGUAAAGGGCUUGAAAGAGCAUCCCAAUAGCCAUCAUGUUCACUUUUCCCAUUAAAAAAGUGCAUCCAUGGUAUUUUGAAAAAGAAAUCAGUUUGUAAACGCCCCUGCCUGUUCUGACUGUAAAACAAAAUGUGAUCUGAUUUGUUUGGAAGGGUGGAGGCACGAGGUUCACUUUUUUUCUGUCAAGUUUGACAUGUUGAACUGAAUCCCAGUUCAGUCACUUCAAGGAGAGUGUGACUGUCGGACUGAAAGUGUGAAAUGAUUAAAGAUGAAAAGCUGUAAACUAUUAAAUGGGAUAUUUUCAAUUUAUGCUGUGUAAUAUUGUAUUUGGGUUGGAGAAAAUGAUCAAGAGAAUAAAGUCAAAUAAAAACCUA